Molecule: messenger RNA, 6336 nt
Organism: Lycium barbarum (goji berry)
Lineage: Eukaryota; Viridiplantae; Streptophyta; Magnoliopsida; Solanales; Solanaceae
Product: F-box/FBD/LRR-repeat protein At1g13570-like
Exons: 9
Coding region: 411-1685 (424 amino acids)
Molecular function (GO): protein binding
Source: RefSeq, a predicted model, not a curated record
GUAGGCAGAAAAUCUACGCCGUACCUUAAAUGUAAUAACUACAAUUAAACAAACCCUAAUUAUUAUAACCACCUUAAUUAUCUGGUAACCACCUUAAUUCAUUAGCCUCAAUUUUCUCUCUUUCUCCGUCACUUUUAUGCACUGAGUUUCCUCACAUUGUCUUUCUAAAUCAAAUUGUCUCAGGUUCAAAUUCUAGCGGAGGCUAAAACAUGGGGUGUUCUUUUUUAUCUUCGUGGACAGAAUUACCCGAUACUUGUAUUGGCGGGAGAUAGCAGCUUGAAGGAGAGCCUUGGCGUAACUAGUAAAGUUGGUGCCAUGUGACCAGGAGAUCAGGGGUUCGAGCCGUGGAAGCCAUGGAAACAGUCUCUUGCUGAAAUGCAAGAUUUUUCUUGGAGAUUUAUUGUUUCUCAAUGUCUACUAGGGGUGAAAAGCGUGAUUGUCAAACUGCACCUCUAGAUAUACUUUGUAGCCUUCCCGAGAACGUAGUAGAUGAUAUCCUUAUGCGUUUGCCUUUACGAGAUGCUAUGCAGACAAGCAUCUUAUCAAAAAAAUGGAGGUAUAAUUGGUGCAGACUUCCAGAAUUGACGCUUGAUUUAACAAAUUUGAUAUCAACGAAGGACUCAAUACCCCCUAUGUUCAAAUUUACUAACAUUAUCUACCACCUUUUGACCCUACAUACCGGACCAAUUACUAAGUUUGACCUCUCCUUUAGUUCUAAUUUGAUGCCUUGUCCUACCAUUGACAACUUGAUAUAUUUUCUCUCUAGAAAUGGCAUUCAACAUCUUGUUCUUAAACUUUCUAGCAGGGGUGACCCUUACAAAUUACCUACUUCACUUUUCACAUGUUUUCAAUUGAGGCGUCUGACUCUCCAAUACUGUUCAAUAAUUCCUCCGCCGGCCUUCAAAGGAUUCGAUCAGUUAAUUAGCCUGGAAUUACGUCGCGCCACAAUUACAUCCAAAUUUCUUGAAAGUUUAAUCUCUCAUUGUGUGUUACUCGAGCAGUUGGUGCUGGACAUCUCAAAUUUAAGUGGCGUCGUUGAAAUUAAUGCUCCCAGGCUGAGAUGCUUCAAAUUCGCAGGUGAAAUAAGUUCCAUCUAUUUAAAGUAUAUCCCUCUUGUGACAGAACUUUCACUUGCGGAUAUGGAAUGUUAUGAGGGGCCACGAAUAUGUGAUAUUGCCAAGUUUUUUGAGUCUUUUCCUGCUCUCGAGCAUCUCAGGUUGAAUCACGGUAUUUUGAUGUACUUGGCUGCAGGAGGGGAUCUUCCGAUAAGGCUACCGUUUGAUCUUAACUGCAUCAAAUGUCUUUGCCUAGCUGAUUUUUAUCUGGAUGAAUUGGAUGUGGUCUCAUGUGCUCUUUGCUUGAUAAGAAGCUUCCCAUUUUUACGGUAUUUGGAAAUCCAGGUGGAUGAUUUAAAUGAUGAUAUUCCAGCACUAGAAUGUCUUGAAGUGGAAGCUUUCUCAGAUGCGACAUUUAAUAACCUCCGGGAAGUUCAGCUAACAAGUAUUAUAGGCUCAAAGCCUGAGAUGCAGCUUAUCAAGCUUCUAUUAGCCAAGUCUCCUAUGCUGGUGAGAAUGCUAGUCGAGCCAUAUCUAGAAGUUGAUGACGCUGACAAACUCAAAAUCUCCGAUGUGCUAAACUCGUUUCGGCACGCAUCCCCUGAAGUAGAAGUUGUUUAUACUUGUUAAGGAGUUGAUAAAAGAUAGUAAAUGCAUUGCUGCAAUUCAAGCAUUAUCUUGGACUGGCGCUUGCAGACUUCCAAAAGUGCUUUUGUCCUGAUUGACAGAUUUAUAGUCCUAUUCCUACAUGGUUUAAUCAUCAUAACAUUUGGAGAGAUGCUUAUGUCCCCCAGAGAGCAUAUCAUUACUAUCAUCCUGAAACAAAGGGUUUGGACUUUGCUACAAUGACCCUAGGAUAAUUUGAGUUGACAACGGAACUGUUUAAUUGCUUGUCAAAGUCAGAAAACGAAGUGAGUGAAGCUCUAAAUAUGAUUUGAACAGUGAAGUUAAGGAAAUUCAAGGGGACAAGGAUUGGAAUGUACUUAAUAAAAGCCAUCCUUGUCCAUUGUCCUAAACUUGCAAAGAUGGUCAUUGAACAGAUCGAGGAAGGCAUACUACAUAAAUAGGCCCUCAAACUUGGCCUCAUUUUUUAAGUAUGGAGUGAGCCUUUCUCAUGGUUGUGCAUAAAGUCUUUAGGUGUUAGGCAGUAUUUAUAGUUUUCAAGUCUUCAUUAAGUACUUUUUUAAUGAAAUCAUACUGAAACAUUACUGGUAGAGGAUAGAUCAAAUGUCCAUUGCUCUCUCACAAAAGUAGCAUACUUGUAUCAAGUUGAUCAUAAACAAUUUCAGUAGACUAAGUAUAAUCCUAAAGGAAUUAGCAAAGAUAUACUGCAGAAUUCUUCAAUUACCACGAAAAGCCAUACAUUUAAGUGAUCAAACAUAAAGGUGACUGACAGGUUUCACAACUCGAAAAUAAAUAAAACUCCUGAAAAUGUCUAAAUAGCAACUCGAGUGCAUCAUUAGUUCAAGGCUAUAUUAAUAUUUUUUGGAUAUAGCUACUAGAAUCGUUUCUUUAGCAUCAGCAUAACACAUGUUCAAACUAGAAUAUAAAAGUUUGUGGAGCAUCGCAACUUCAACAGAAGUAGCACUCUAUACCUGCUCAGAUUGCUUUGGGGAGUACUUCUCCAUCAGCUUAGCCAGGUCGAGGUCAAAUUUCUUCUCCAGUCCCAUCGCCUCUUCCCAAAGUUUGCAUUUUCUCUCUUCAUGAGCUCUUAUCAAAAUUUCCUUCUAUUCCACAAAUUCUUUCAUUUCUUUAACUGGGAGAUUAAUAAAUUUCUCAACUUUCUCUGCCCUGACUCGAUAAUCCUCAACAGUUGAGGAAGCAUUUGCAAAAAAUUGUUUGAACAUCUCAUGUUGUUCCUGUUGUAACUGCUCAAAUUUGUCCUCCUCUUCAAUCCUAGCAUCAUAAAUCAUUUUGAACUGAUUCUUGAAAAAUUGCUCUUGAUACUCUAUUUUUUCUUUGUUCUGUUCAUAGUGCAUCUUCGUUUUCAGUCUGAUGAUCUUGUUCUCUUCCACUGUCUGACGGUGCUUUUCAUUCACCAGACUAAGAGUUUCUUCAAGAGCUUUAGCUUUCUUUUGGUUCUUAGCAGCUUGGUUCUUGAACCAUACAAGCAGGUCAUUAUCCUCCGACAUUUGGCUUGUUGGAUUUCGAACAGUUUCAUUAUACGGUUUCAUCUCUAACUUCAACCUUGAUUUCCCAUGUGAAUGCUGGUUGAAGUUGUCCAUGUCUCUUUUAUCUGCCAUGUAACCAUAAAGCUUACGUAUCCCCCCAGGAUAAAAGCAAACUGGAUUACAUUUCCACGCGUCUCCAUCUUCUCCUUCUUUAGAAAACUGCUCACUGAGAUGUAGAGCCUCCAUGUAUCCCACGGCAGUGGCCUCAAACACCAAUACACUGAUGCCACGAUGGCCUCCUGGACCAUAUGAAUGUCAAACAUUCUUGAUAGCAGCAGAAGAGCUUAAAUAGUCGCGCAGCUCCUGAUUUCACAUUCCAAUCCACUUGUCAUUAUCAUCUUUCUCAAAAGCCAUGUUCAUGAUAAUCACCAUUGGUGGCCACACUAUUUCCUUAUCUUUGGAUUCGAUGCCAUCCCAACUUCCGUAAACCUCACCUGGAGGUACAAUAGAAGUUCCCCUCUGAUGCAGCUCCUCCUCCAAAAGUUGAGUGAGCUCUCUGUGUAAUUUAAUCCUUGAUCCACCUUUCGCUUUUGUAAUGGAUUAAUUAUGUAGAAUUAAAAAAGGAAGGUUUAAUAAGAUUUGUAAAUCUAAAGCUAGCGUUUAGUCUACGCUACAUUUUCAUAACGGUAAUAUACAGAUCAGAGGCAAAAAAGGAAAAUAAUAUGUAUAAUAGAGUAGAAAGGAUUCCCAUAAAACGUUAGUCUUUUAAUUGUUCUUUUCGUUUCAUGACGCACAAAUGAUGUAAACUUUUAAAAUUCCUCUUAAUUUUCUCACUUCUUUAACUCCUAUAAAAGUAACCUAUUUUCACCUAAUUAAAAUUUAUAUUUUUGUUCAACAACCAUAUUGUUAAGAAAUAUUGUAUUUUCAUAUAUUCACUUUCCUAUUUAGCAUAAAUAUAUGUGAACUCCAUUAUCUUUUCUUCAGAGUUUUACCAGAUGUAUUAGUUCACAUCUUCCUAGUUGAUUUACUUCAAGAGACAUUAGUGAUUAUAGUGUCAUGAAUACAACAGGGAUAAGAACAACUUUGAUUCAGCUUCAAUCUUAAACAACGGUAACUGAAAUAAGAAAAUUUAUACACUGUUGUAAAGUAAGGAGAUGAGCAAGAACGAUCCAUAAAGCAAAUACUCAGAAUGUAUACCCAUUCAGUCUCACUUUGGUUCACUUACAAAUGAAUCAUCAUGAACAAUAUCUAAUUUGCAAAUCGAUAGGAUUACUAGAAAAAGUAAAAUGAAACAACGCAAAGACUGUGAUGAAUUUGCAGACUCAAUAUUACGUUUAAAUAUAAAAUCAACGCAUAAUACAUAAAUAGGCCCACACAAUAACGAAAGGUGGAUCAAGGAUUAAAUUACACGGAGAGCUCGCUAAACUUUUGGAGGAGGAGUUGCAUCAGAGGGGAACUUCUGUUGUACCUCCAAGUGAGGUGUAUGGAAGUUGGGAUGGCAUCGAAUCCAAAGAUAAGGAAAUAGUGUGGCCACCAAUGGUGAUUAUCAUGAACAUGGCUUUUGAGAAAGAUGAUAAUGAAAAGUGGAUUGGAAUGGGAAAUCAGGAGCUGCGCGACUAUUUCAGCUCUUUUCUGUUGUCAAGAAUGUUCGACAUUCAUAUGGUCCACGAGGCCAUCGUGGCAUCAGGGUAUUGGUUUUUGAGGCCACUGCCAUGGGAUGCAUGGAGGCUCUGUAUUUCAGUGAGCAGUUUUCUAAAACAGGAAGAGAUAAAGAUGCGUGGGAAUGUAGUCCAGUUCACUUUUAUCCAGGGGGGAUACAUAAGCUUUAUAGUUAGAUGGCAGAGAAAAGAGACAUGGACAACUUCAACCAGCAUUUACAUGGGAAAUCAAGGAUGAAGUUCGAAAUGAAUUCAUAUGAUGAAAUUGUUCGAAAUCCAACAAGGCAGAUGUCGUAGGAUAAUUAAUUGCUAGUACGGUUCAAGAACCAAGCCGCUAAGAACCAAAUGAAAGCUAAAGCUCUUGAAGAGACUCUUAGUGUCAUGAAUGAAAAGCACCGUCAGACCGUGGAAGAGAACAAGAUCAUCAAGCUGAAAGCGAAGAUGCACUAUGAUUAGAAGAAAGAAGAGAUGGAGUAUCAAGAGCAAUUUUUCAAGAAUCGGUUCAAAAUGAUUUACGAUGCCAGGAUUGCUGAGGAGGACAAAUUUGAGCAAAUUAAGCAGGAACAGCGUGAGAUAUUCAAGCAAUAUUUUGCAAAUGCUUCCUCAACUAUUGAGGAUUAUCGAGUCAGGGCAGAGAAAGUUAAGAAAUUUAUCAAACUCCAAGUUAAAGAAAUGAAAACAUUUGUGCAAUAGAAGGAAAGUCUGAUAAGAGCUCAUGAAGAGAGAAAACGCAAACUCUAGGAAGAGGAUAUGGCACUGGAGGAGAAAUUUGACCUUGACCUGGCUAGGUUGAUGGAGAAGUACUCCCCAAAGCAAUCUGAGCAGGUAUAGAGUACUACUUCUGUUGAAGUUGCGAUGCUCCACAAACUUUUAUAGUCUAGUUUGACGAUGUGUUGUGCUGAUGCUAAAGAAACGAUUCUAGUAGCUUUAUCCAAAAACUAUUAAUAUAUGCCUUGAACAAAUGAUGCACUCGAGUUGCUAUUUAGACAUUUUCAAGAGUUUUAUUUGUUUUCGGGUUGUGAAACCUGUCUGUCACCUUUAUGUUUGAUCACUUAAACAUAUGGCUUUUCAUGGUAAUUGAAAGAUUCUUCAGUUUAUCUUUGCUCAUUCCUUUCUCAUUAUUACUUAGUCUACUGAAAUUGUUUAUGAUCAACUUGAUAAAAGUAUGCUACUUUUGUGAGAGAGCAAUGGACAUUUGAUCUAUCCUCUACCAGUAAUGUUUCAGUAUGAUUCCAUUAAAAAAGUAUUUACUGAAGACUUGAAAACUAUAAACACUGCCUAACAACUGAUGACUUUAUGCACAACCAGGAGAAAGGCUCACUCCAUCUUUUUGGAUCUUGAUAAGUUUAAUAUGUGUUUCUCCUCUUUUUCUCCGUUGGAAAAUGUUAGCUUACGAAGCAAAGGCUUUACCUUAUUUCUCUGUACUCUUUUGUAUGAGUUAGUUUUCUUGGGUAUGUGCAUACGUUCAGUAAUUGGUAUUGGGUUUUGGUGUAGCUAUUGGUUACAUAAUUA